Molecule: messenger RNA, 4835 nt
Organism: Maniola jurtina (meadow brown)
Lineage: Eukaryota; Metazoa; Arthropoda; Insecta; Lepidoptera; Nymphalidae
Gene: SMC2
Product: structural maintenance of chromosomes protein 2
Exons: 21
Coding region: 151-3672 (1173 amino acids)
Biological process (GO): chromosome organization
Cellular component (GO): chromosome
Molecular function (GO): ATP hydrolysis activity; protein binding; ATP binding
Source: RefSeq, a predicted model, not a curated record
CAAUUAAAAGUCAAAACAAAAAUCAAAAUUCUUUGCAAAUUGCAACGGUUACCGCUGUUUUAUUUCAUGAAUUUAACUUUGUUUAUAUCGGUUUAUUACUUUAAAUGACUACAAUUUAAAAUACUAAUUAAUGUAUUUGUCGCCAGCAAGAUGUACAUUAAGUCUAUUGUGCUGGACGGCUUUAAAUCCUACGGAAAUCGUGUGGAAGUAACUGGCUUUGACCCCGAAUUUAACGCGAUCACGGGUUUAAAUGGCACAGGAAAGUCUAAUAUCCUGGAUUCGAUAUGCUUUGUGCUCGGAAUCACUAACCUUUCUAAUGUAAGGGCUGGAAGUCUACAAGAACUGAUAUACAAGCACGGCCAGGCUGGCAUUACGAAGGCGACAGUAAGCAUUACCUUUGACAAUAGAGACAAAGGCCAGUGCCCCAUCGGUUAUGAAAACCAUGAAGAGAUCACUGUUACAAGACAGGUAGUAAUGGGUGGCAAGAACAAGUACCUGAUCAAUGGAAUCAACGUGCAGAACAAGCGAGUGAGUGACUUGUUCUGCUCCGUGCAGCUCAACGUCAACAACCCACACUUCCUCAUCAUGCAGGGCCGCAUCACCAAAGUGCUCAACAUGAAGCCACCAGAGAUUCUUUCCAUGGUGGAGGAAGCAGCUGGUACUAGAAUGUAUGAGUCUAAAAAACAAGCUGCACAGAAAACUAUUGAGAAGAAAGAUGCCAAACUGCGAGAACUUAAUGAUAUUAUAAAGGAAGACAUAGCUCCCAAGCUGCAGAAGUUACAAGACGAGCGAACACAGUUCCAGGAAUAUCAGAAAGUCGUCCGAGAAUUAGAAAAUCUCUCCAGACUCUAUGUGGCUUGGAAGUAUGUGUCGGCUGAGGAAAGCACAAAGGAAGCUGCAAACAAAGUAAUAGAAGUGCAGGAGGAGAUUAAAUCUAAGAAGGAGACCAUCAAGUGCAACGAGAAAGAAGCUAAGGAGUUGGACAAACAAGUCAUCGAGAUUAAUAAGAAAAUUGAUGAGGAAAGCGGCAACGUACUGAAACAGCUAGAAAUGGAGUUACAAAGUAGCGAGAAGAGCGAAGCGAGCUUGGCGGCGGCGCACAAGGCCGCCAGGGACGCGCUCGCGACGCAGGAGAAGAAGGCGCGGCUGCUGGAGCGCGCGCUGGCCGACGACAACUCCGCGCUGGCCGACAAGAAGCAAGUGCUGGACCAGGUGUCGUCAACAUUCGAGAAGCUUCGCUCGGCCAGCGACGAGAGCGAGGCGGCGCUAGCGGAGGCGCAACAGAAGUUCCUCGCCGUCAGCUCGGGGUUGGAGGGCGCCUCCGAAUCCCUGCAGGACCAGCUCAUGGCGGCGAAACAGGAAGCGUCGGAAGCGUCGACGCGGAUCUCCCAGAGCAUGAUGGAGAAGAAGCACGCGGAAGAGAGACUCAAAGCCCUGCAGAAAGAGUUCAAGACCAGCAGCGCGCAGUACGAGCGGGACCGACUCAGCAUCGACAAGCACCAAGCAGAAGUGGACCAAGCACAGGCUCAGCUGUCAAACAUGAGUUUCAGUGAGGAUCGUAGUAGAGAGCUCAAAGACAUGGCUCGCUCGCUGCAAUCCGGCCUGAGAGGCAAGAGGGACAAGGCGGAUAGCUUAGCGGCUAGACUACAGCGAUGCGACUUCCACUACACGCCACCCGAACGCAACUUCGAUAAGAGCAGAGUUUUCGGGACAGUGUGCCGGCUGAUCGACGUGCCGGACUCCACGUACUGCACGGCGCUGGAGGAAGUGGCGGGCGGCAGACUAUACAACGUGGUGGUGGACACAGACGCGACCAGCAAGCUGCUGCUGCAGCGCGGCAACCUACAGACGCGCACCACCAUCAUACCGCUCAACAAGAUCUCCGGCUAUGUCAUACCGCGCUCCAAGGUCCAAGCCGCGCAGAAAAUCGCUGGUGGUGCGGACAAAGUGCAGCUAGCACUGGACCUGAUCUCUUUCGAAGACCACCUGCUGCCGGCCAUGAAGUACAUCUUCGGAAGCACCCUCAUAUGCAGCGACCUCAACACGGCCAAGCAAGUGACGUACCACCCCUCCGUGCGCUGUCGCUGCGUCACCCUGGACGGCGAUGUGUUCGACCCUUCCGGAGUAUUGUCGGGAGGAGCUAGGAAACAGGGUGGCUCAGUGCUCAUGCAGCUAGCGGAGCUGCGGCAGCUGGAGAACGAGCUGCGGCAGGCUGAAGCGCAGUUAGCCCAGUGCACCACCGAGCUGAACGCCAUGCAGCACGCCGCUGACAGAUACACCGCGCUGCAGCAGAAGUUAGAGAUGAGUAGCCACGCGCUGCGCGUGGCGCGCGAGCGCGUGGCGAGCACGCCGCACGCGCAGCUGCUGCAGGAGGUGGAGGCGCUCAACCAGCGCGUCGCGCAGCUGACGGCCGACGUGGAGCGCGACAAGAACACGCAGGCGGAGACGGCUGCUAAGGCUAGGGAGCUGGAGGCUAAAGUCAAGGAUAUCAAGGGACAUCGAGAGAGAGAGUUCAAAAAGGCAGAAGAAGCUCUGAAAAAGGCGAAAAAAGACGCAGAGCACCACAGCAAGUCGUGGAAGCAACGCGAACAGGAGUUCGAGACGCUGAGAUUAGAAGUGGAGGAGCUGGAGAAAGCGGUAGCGUCCAGCGAGAAGCAAUUACAGGAGACUGUGUUCAGUGCGGUGGAGUUACAGGCGGCGUUGCAGACGGCUAAGGAGGACCACAAUCAAGCUAGCGAAAUAGUGAAAGAGCUUCAUACAAAAAUCAAAAAGCAGAAGACAGAUAUAGCGAGUCGCAACACCGACAUAGCGCGACUGGUGCAGAAGAAGGAGCAGCUGGGCAAGCAGAACGACGAGCUGGAGCUGCAGAUUAAGGAGCUGGACUACAAGAUCAAAGAGCUGCAAACCGAGGCCACCGACUGUGAGAAGAGGAUAAAAAGCUUAGAGUCGGAGAACCCGUGGAUCACCUCCGAGCGGCAAUAUUUCGGUCUGGCGGGCGGCGCGUACGACUUCGCGGGCAAGCAGGCGCACGUGGCGGGCUCGCGCGUCACGCAGCUCAAGGAGCGGCGCGACAAGCUCGCUCGGGGACUCAACGCGCGAGCGCACACGCUGCUGGGCAAGGAGGAGGAACAGUUCCAAGACGUGAUGCGCAAAAAGAAUAUUGUGGAACAGGAUCGAGCUAAGCUGGUGCAAGUGAUGGCAGAGUUGGACGAGAAGAAGCGGAGAACUCUGACCACGGCGUGCGAACAGGUCACCAAGGACUUUGCCUCCAUCUUCAGUACCUUGUUGCCAGGAGCACAGGCGGAGUUGCGACCUCCGCCUGGACAGACCGUGCUUGAUGGUCUAGAGGUAAAGGUAGGCUUCAACAACACAUGGAAAGAAUCGCUGAGCGAGUUAUCCGGGGGUCAACGCUCGCUAGUAGCACUGUCGCUAGUACUGGCCAUGUUGUUGUUCAAGCCCGCGCCACUCUACAUCCUGGACGAAGUCGACGCUGCCCUGGAUCUGUCCCAUACGCAGAACAUCGGACAGAUGCUGAAAGAACACUUCAAACACUCACAGUUCAUAAUCGUGUCCCUGAAGGAAGGCAUGUUCAACAACGCCAACGUGCUGUUCCGCACGCGCUUCGUGGACGGCAUGUCGGCCGUGCAGCGAACUGUCAACGCCAAGACAUAACCAAUGUGCAUUUAAGGGCCGACUUUUCAAUCAUCAAAUAACUUAUCUGAGGGAUAAAUUUAAGGUAUUUUUUUAAAUAAAAAUAGCGAGCAAACGAGCAGGUGGGUCACCUGAUGUUAAGUGAUUACCGCCGCCCAUGAACAUUUGCAGUAUCAGAGGAACCGCCAAUGCGUUGCCGGCCUUUCAGGAAUUUGUUGAGGUUUGAUUUGUUGAAGUCUGUCAAACGUCAAAUUUAUUCUUCAUAUAAAAGUUAUUUGACGAUUGAAAAAUCGGGUCUAAUUAAUUUAUAGGUACCUAUUAGUUAAGGCCAAUAUAACGCGUCCAAACUAAGAAAGGCGAAAUUGUAUCCGCUAUAUUGUGAUGUCCUAGCUACAAAUAUACCUGAUUACUGCAAAGCCAAAAGGAAGGGUUAUGAUUUUAGCAGUUUAUGUAUGUUUAUUUGUAUAUGUGUGUUCCACCAUAGCGCCUAAACUACUGAGCCGAUUUUGAUAAACAAGGUGUCAAUCGAUUCGUUAUUAUGGUUCGAGUGACAUAGACUACAAUUUAUAGGAACGAAAUUAGUAUGACAGACGUUACAUCCAAAAAAGUGGCGAUUUUGUUUUGCUUUCGCAUAGAGUACUAUACUUAUAAAAUGAAUAAGGAAAAUUCUGAGUUCAUAAAUAUAAAUACUAUGUUAAAAUACACUGAGCGACAAAAAAACUAUUUUAUUUAUUUACAACUUUUAGUGCUGUUCAACUUUAUAUUGUCUUACAAAAUCCAUUGAAAAUAUUAUAUUAAAAGUAUAAUAAAUCAAAAUAUAAUAUUUCUGGCUAAGAUGUCGCAACAUGGCGGAAAUGAUUUAUUUCCCUUUGUUAGUUUGAACGCGUUAUACACAAUUUGCGAACGUACCUAGGAUUUUGUUUUAUUUUAUUUUAGGGUUAAAAUAAUGAAUUGUUAGCGUCACGCUGUACGGAAGGCGAUCAAAUAUUUUUAAUAGUAUAUAUUAGUAAAAUAUUUUUAAGUUAAAAAAUUGAAAAAUAAUUGUCGUUUAUCUCUUGUGACGUCAUUGAUGGCCUUCCGGAGUCCCGUACAGCGUGACGUUAGUAAUUAAUUAUGAUGAUUAAUUAAUUUGAUAAUUCCUUAGCGAUUCUCUGUGAAUAAAUAAAUAAAAUAUUUUUUAAAUA